AUGGCUGUCGCGACGGAAAUUGACGGAGUGCAAAUCCCCAACUCCGGAAAGAUCCCAAUGGUCCCACGACUUUUCUGUGCGGCCAUCCGUUCUCCUCUCUCUCGAUCUCUUCCACUUCGUCUCCCACGCACGACCUUCCUCUCCCCACGCUCGCAGUCCACCAUGGCCGACAUCGAAGCCGCAAAGCGCGCCGCCGCAACCACCGCCGUCGCCAACCACUACCCCAAGAAUGCGCAGUGGGUGGGCAUUGGCAGCGGUACCACCAUUGUCUAUGUCGUCGAGGCUAUCAAGGCCCUCGGUGUCGAUACCUCGGCCACUCGCUAUGUUCCCACAGGCUACCAGUCCCGUCAGCUGAUCGUCAGCGCUGGUUUGACGGCUGUCGAGUUCGAUGCCAUUCCGAAAGGAACCGUCCUGGACGUCGCCUUUGACGGCGCGGACGAGGUCGAUGAUGAGCUAAACUGCAUCAAGGGCGGCGGUGCCUGUCUGUUCCAGGAGAAGCUGGUGGCCAUGCAAGCGAAGGAGUUCAUUUGCGUCGCCGACUCCCGUAAGCUUCAGUCUCGUCUUCUCACUAACUGGAAGUACAUUCCUGUCGAGGUCGCCCCCAUUGCCGCCUACCGCGUGCUCAACAAACUGGUCGAGCUCGGCUCCAUCAACCCCGUCAUCCGCUCCAACGCCAACCCCAAGGAAGGAAACCUGAAGACUGACCAGGACUUCUUCAUCAUCGAUGCGCCCUUCCCGCCCAUGCUGAUUCAAGCCGACAUCGCUGGCGGCUUGGACGGAUCUGGCGUCGGCGGCGUCUGGGACGUGAACCGUCUGUCGCGCGAGAUUAAGCAGAUUGCUGGUGUGUUGGAGGUCGGCAUUUUCUCCGGCUUGACUGGCCCCCAGGCUGCGGCGGCCGGUGGUAUUGGUGGCCAGCGCCCCGUUGCGGCGUACUUUGGUAUGCCCGAUGGCUCUGUGUCGGUGCGCAAUGCCAUCCAAUAG
Penicillium argentinense is the source of this 981-nucleotide messenger RNA. Its product is annotated as ribose-5-phosphate isomerase RKI1. The coding region runs from base 1 to 981 and encodes 326 amino acids. The record is from RefSeq and is a predicted model, not a curated record. Gene Ontology annotation, molecular function: ribose-5-phosphate isomerase activity. Gene Ontology annotation, cellular component: intracellular membrane-bounded organelle. The transcript is spliced from 2 exons. Gene Ontology annotation, biological process: D-ribose metabolic process; pentose-phosphate shunt, non-oxidative branch. NCBI's taxonomy places the organism in Eukaryota, Fungi, Ascomycota, Eurotiomycetes, Eurotiales, Aspergillaceae.